AGCUAAAAUUAACAAGACCCAAGCAGUAUUGUUUCAAAAGCAAUUCACACACUAGACACUCUCCUACUACACAAAAGAAACUUGCCUCAAUUAGUGAGUGUUUUUUGCACAUCAUGGAGAAUAGAUGGUCAGAGAAAAACUUGGUGAAUCUGCCAGAAAGUCCAAAAGCACCAAUGGAAUUCUUGUCAAGAUCAUGGAGUGCCUCUGCUUUGCAAGUAUGCAAAGCCUUAACUUCCUCUUCUGCUUCUUCAACAUCUCCUUCACUUCUUCCUAAGACAAAUAAUAACUCCUCUGCUAAUAAUAAUGCAAACACAAACAGUAGUGGUAGUAGUACUGUUGUUGUUACUAUACCAGAGAACAUGGUCUCUGUUGAGGAAGAAGAUUCUGCUAAUAAGCUUGCUGGAAAUACAUUCUCUUUUGCUUCCUCUGCUACUUCUCAACUUGUCCUUGAACGCAUCAUGUCUCAAUCCAUGCAUAAUGGGCAGGAGAUAUCACCAUUAACAUCAGGAAGACUGUCUCAUAGUAGUGGACCUCUAAAUGGUUCUCUGACUGAAGAAACUGAUAGUCCUCCCGUCUCUCCUUCUGAAGAGUUUGAAGAUGUUGUUAAGUACUUGAAAGCAAACAGUACUCUGCAACCAUUAUUCACAAAUGUGAGGAGCGGAUACAGUGGAUCAGCUGUUGGGCUAGCACCCAACACCCCUGGUGGUAAGACAGUAGGGAGGUGGUUAAAGGAAAGGAGAGAGAAAAAGAAAGAGGAGAGUAGGGCCCAGAACGCGCAACUCCAUGCUGUCAUUUCAGUAGCAGGAGUUGCUGCUUCAGUGGCCGCAAUUGCUGCAGCCACCGCAUCAGCAUCAUCCACGGGCAAAGAUGAGCAAAUGGCGAGGACUGACGCUGCUGUCGCUUCAGCAGCAAUGCUGAUCGCGGCGCAGUGUGUGGAGGCUGCUGAAGCAAUGGGAGCGGACCGUGACCAUCUCAUGUCAGCAAUUAGCUCUGCUGUCAAUGUUCGUUCUCAUGGGGAUAUAUCAACUCUCACUGCUGCUGCUGCUACAGCAUUGCGAGGGGCAGCAACAUUAAAGGCAAGAGCACUGAAGGAAGUAUGGAACAUAGCAGCAGUAAUUCCAAUAGAAAAGGGAAUUAGCGGAGGCACAGGUCGAAACAGUGACCAAAACCACAGCAACAAUGGCAAUAAUUACUGCGAGGGACUUGACAUUGAAGAGAACUUUUUGGGCGUUUGUAAUCAAGAAUUGCUGGCUCGGGGUCGCGAGCUUCUCAAGAGAACGCGUAAUGGUGAUCUUCACUGGAAAAUUGUCUCUGUCUAUCUUCAUCGAAGUGGAGAGGUGAUGCUGAAGAUGAAAAGCAAACAUGUGGGGAAAACCAUCACCAAGAAGAAGAAAAAUGUAGUACUAGAAGUUUACAAGAAUGUACCAGCAUGGCCAGGAAGGCAUUUAUUUGAGGAUGGAGAAAAACGUAGGUAUUUUGGAUUGAAGACAGAGAUACGUGGUGUAGUUGAGUUCGAAUGCAAAAACCAAAGAGAAUAUGAGAUGUGGACUCAAGGUGUUUCAAGACUUCUUUCUAUGGUGGCUGAAAGAAAGAAGAGAUUUCAACACUAAAUAAUUACUAUUAGUAGUACACUAAUGUGUUAAUUAGUACUAGCUAGCUAGUUUGUGAGCCAGUACUAGAUUAAUUAGUUCUAUGAAGGUAGAAUAUUGUAUAAAAGUUUUGAUGUGCUUAGCUUGUGAAAAACAACUCUAAAACUUCAUUAUGCAUGUAUUAUAUUCUCUAUGAUUAGACCUCGAAGAAAUUAAGUUGUAAUUCCCGUCACAAA
Capsicum annuum is the source of this 1825-nucleotide messenger RNA. RefSeq names its product VAN3-binding protein. The coding region runs from base 114 to 1610 and encodes 498 amino acids. The transcript has 7 exons. NCBI's taxonomy places the organism in Eukaryota, Viridiplantae, Streptophyta, Magnoliopsida, Solanales, Solanaceae. Gene Ontology annotation, biological process: auxin-activated signaling pathway; leaf vascular tissue pattern formation; phloem or xylem histogenesis. The record is from RefSeq and is a predicted model, not a curated record.